CACCAAUGAACUGCCAGCGUUUUCUACAUAAUUUUCAUUUGUGCAGCGACGCAAGUGUGGAGAGGCGCAUAGAUCUACAUUCUGUAGCCUACCACCAGUAGCUGGAAUUUAUUUCGAGUCUGAAUCGUUUUUCGACUUUCAGACAAGGUGUGGGUGAUAUAGACUUAGAGCCUUUUACUUCAGUUGUAAACUCAUGCCAAGUAGGAGGAAUGACGAAAACAGUGACCUCAUAAGAUUAUGCACCUCUGGUUUUGUAGCCUGAGUGGUGUCGACACACUGGAGAAGCCCUCGUUUUACCAUUGCUCUAGGAUUCUCAACAACUAACAUUCAAGGUUUUGUAUCAACGUUGUGAACUACUGCAGAACUUAUAGCUUUAUUAUACGCAUAAUACAAGGCUGGCAAAUGCUUAAUAGUUCUAUUGUUGGUUGUUAUAGUUGUUAGUUGAAGUUAGAAGUUGGAAUAGCAUAAUUUUCGAAGAAACGCUGGGAGUUGUGGCACCAGGAAGAUCAACAAGAGGAUAUUGUGAGCUGAAUCGUUUCUGGCCGCGUCCUAGGCUCUCGGAUAAAGGAGGCAAUUUCCAACAUAUCAGGCUGACGUCAUCCAGAGGAAUUAAUGCCGUCACAAUGACCAACAACACUCCUCGUCACAUGUGGAAGACAGUAAUUGUGACUGUCCUCUUCAUGCUCGGCUCGUGCGAUGGGACAUGCCUAAGUCCAGGCAGCUUGACGAUCAUUAAUGUGAAGGAAAAUACUCCUCUCGGUGAGAUAAUCAACGAUUUAGCAGACAUCACCGAUACCAUAACCAUAGACUCGGGCAACGAAUACGGCCUUUUCGACAUCAUCAACGGAAGCCUAAUCGCCAAUCGAACGUUCGCCCUGGACGGAAAGGAAAACGAAGACCAUCUUGAUUCUGUACACGGACGACUAUCCUCCAGUCUUCAACGAGAGCCAUUACACUGUCUACCUUGACGAGGAAACACCUGUGAACAAACUGAACGCAACGGUUCUUCAGGCGGAUGACGAUGAUUGUUUGACUCAAAACCUCCUUUAUAAUCUCGAGGACACACCUGGCAGUUCUGGUUUUAACAUCGCACAAGACGACAGGCUAUCAGCAGUGACGGAACUGGACUUCGAGACAAAAUCCAGCUAUCUGCUAAAUGUGAUGGCACUUUCUAAUGAUGGAAGCAGCGCAUACAAAACGGGCUACACUCAGAUGGAGAUCAUUGUGCGUGACAUAGACGAUAAGCCUCCAGUGUUUGACGUCACUGAGUACAUGGUGGAGUUCCCGGAAGGGGAGCUUCCUCCCAGUUAUAUGAAUAAGACGACACCACCAAUAGCCGCAAGGGACGGAGAUGUAGGCCUGAACGUCACUCUCAACUAUACUGUCAUGUCCACUUACCCUGAGCUUCAGCUGAGCAUUGAUGUGUCGAGCGGGGAGGUGGCAGUCCAUGAACAGCUCGACAGAGAAACUACAGCAUUUUAUACUGUCAUCGUAAAGGCUACCCAGUCAGACAACGAAGACAUGACAGCAACAGCAACCUUGACUGUGAAGGUCAAGGACAUCAAUGACAACCGUCCUGUGUUUUCCCCGAACUCCACUGAGCUCACCGUCCCGGAGGAUGCAACAAGUGGGCUCUACCUCACUCUGGUCUGCGCAACAGACGACGAUGAGGGAAAGAACGCAGAGCUAUAUUACGUCUUGGCCGACAACUUAAAUGGAGCUUUUGGCCUGGAGCGUGACGUAGACGGGAACACCUGGCUAAUAGUGAACGAAACGUCAUCACUCCGGGGACAUGACGUCUUGAUGGUGCAGGUGGAGGCACGAGAGAAGGAAGCCCCCGCCCCGGACAGUCCCGCCUGUGACGACAGCGUGAACUGUACUCUGCAUGUGUCCGUCACCGUGAAAGAUGCAAACCUGAACGCUCCAGUAUUCAUUCAACCUCGAUAUGAAUUCGGCGCCAUGAAUAACGGAACCUUGGAUCUUGGACAGGUCAAUGCAACUGAUUCAGACAAAGGUCGCAACGCUGAGGUCACGUACAACUUGACCUCUGUGAACAAUGACCCAGAUUGUUCAAAGGUCAAGGUCGACCCCACAACAGGGAAAGUCACGGCAUCUGGCACAAUGACGCCGGGACAUGUGUGCGUCUAUCUGGCAAGAGGCUGCGACAACCCGGAGGAUAUAGCUACAAGGCGAUGUUCAAGCGUUCCUCUAGUGGUCAGAGUGGCUGAGACAACUCCAGGUCAAAUUGCAACAGUGAUUACUUAUGACGUCAACAUUCGGGAGAGUCAGCCUAAAGAGACGGUGGUCAUUUCGCUACCGGUGAUAGGCCUACAGUCGGAUACUCACGAGUUUAUGGUCAGAAAUAGGAGUCUAGAGACGACUGGUGAACUGGACAGGGAGACUAAAGACUUCUAUAACGUCACUCUUUACGUAGGAGCCCUGAGAACAACUCCUGCCUACAUAGUGUCAGUCACAGUUGAUGACGUCAACGACAACGCCCCUAUGUUUGUGUCACAUGAUCGUAGCCUCUCUCUGGAAAACCAAAAUGUCGGUGACGUCAUUCUGCAGCUGAAUGCAACCGACGCAGAUACCGACCAGAAUGCUGAGUUACAGUACGACCUCCUUUCGGGCGGAGACUGGUUCCAGAUCGAUGAAAGUACCGGUGCCGUCUCGCUCACGGCGCUGCCCCCGGAGGAGUUCUCCGAUGUCCCGCUCGCUCUGACAGCACGCGUGCGUGAUUCGGGAGUGCCGUCACUGCAGGACGUGUCCACCAUACAGGUGACCUUGACAGUCGAUAAUGCUACGUCACAGAUUCGGCUUCCGGUACCCCCACAGCAACUGCUUGAUGACAAACCAGGACUGACAAGCAAAAUGUCGGACUUGCUUUCUGUUUCUGUCAGCGUUGAAAGCAUUGUGAACCUAGGAAAAGUACCAGAACUGGGAUCAAUUGUGAACAUCAAAGCGACUGAUGCAGAUGGAAACGUCUUAAGCACGCCAGAGCUGGAUGCGAACCGACAACACAGUCGCGUGAUCAGCAAGCUGACCAAGGACACCUCCAUCUACGACAACACCCUGAGCCAUGGGCCCAACAAACACUCCAACUCUAACGGCAGCUCCAACAACAACAACUACAACAGCGACUACAACAGCUUUUCUAACAGCGCCAACAACGGGUCGGUGGCGUCCGCUUCGAACGGCGGGCCCAACGGUUUGAACAGUUUCGUCAAUAUGGCUUACGUCAGAGACGAAGAUGAGACUCAAACCCAAACCCCUCAGGCAGUUUUGGCAUCACCCGACGACGUGGAAGUGAAAGAUGCACAUGGCAAUUCUGACAAUCCGUACUCUGAAAUCGCUUCCGGAGACCAGGAGAGGGUCACUCACUUCGGCGCUGACAUUGCAGGAGAGAACGCGAGCUCCAUUCCAUCUCCAGUGUUCAAGUCAAUCAUUAACGUGGGCAAUGCAGCAGCGACAGCUAACGAUACGGCACAGAAAGAAGCACCUGAAGUCGUGUACGUCGCGGAAAUGCCUCGUGAAUCAUCUGGGGCGUCAGAUGAGGAGGACGGGGUGUACGACUCCCCCAAAAAGGGCAGAAAUAACAGCGUUAGGAGUAGUGAGGCUGACAGUGGGCACCAUGAUGAAGACAACAACGAUAACGCAAAAAACAAUCAAGAGGAAACACCAGUCUCCUUGUAUGCUAAUGUUAUUUCCGAGCUGAAUAAAGGUGUAGAUGAAAACGCCAUUUACUCCGUGCCUGCUAGGCGGGCUUCUUCGCGGGAAGAUGAACCAAAAGAUGUGGAUAUCAUGGGUCCAAAGCAACAUAACCCCCCACCUUCGCCACCGCCACUUCCAAGUUCGCUAAUCUCUUCCUCGCCUUUGGAUUCUCUUUCUCCAGUGUCUUCAACGAGUUUCUCCCCAGAGCAGAGUGACAAUAGUGCAGUCGAGACCGACAAUCUUCCCCCUGUAGAACCCGAACCAGAUUAUGCCAAAAAAGUUCGUUUUUCAGACGGACUGGCCACUCCUGAUGAAAUAAAGACAAACGACACGCCCAAAGCCACAGAUGUAGACACAGACGUCACAGCUGUAGACACAGACGUCACAGCUGUAGACACAGACGUCACAGCUGUAGACACAGACGUCACAGCUGUAGACACAGACGUCACAGCUGUAGCACCAGAAGAUAGAGAGACGAGAGAAGACUCCGCAACAAACCAAAACUUCUUCAACAACAGAGAGGAUGAAAUAACUGCGUUCUGACCGCAAAAAAAGGACAGGAAAGUACACUCUAACCUGUCCAAAACGACCACCCAUUGUCGAGAAGGCAAGUGGCCAUCUUAGACAGGUGGUGCUCUUUGACAGUAUCAUCAUAACACAGAAAAGAAAAACAAGGGGGUUGUAGGGAGUGGUUGUUUGUAAGGGUGAUUGUCUUGGUCAGGUGGUCAUUAUUGCAGGUUUGACUGCAAUAAACCCACCGCUUUCAGGCGCCCUGUGUAGACACGACCAACCAUCAAAGCUUCCAACGUGAAAGAGUUUAUCGCUGAAAGCUGUACUAGACUACAUUUUUUCGAUUCUUAUGACAAGAAAUAAUUGUUAAAAUAUUUUAAGAUGAGUUUUGAUCGUUUUGAACACGAUUUUAAAAGAUAAAAAUCCUCGAUUAUAGCAUAAUAAUUAUUAUAUGAUGUAAAUAGUAGACCCCCAUGCAUACAUAUUAUUUUCACAGAUUAUGAUCACCACUCAAAACAUGCAUAAUCACAAAAGCGUCUAUGCUGGUCUACACACAACGAUGUCGACGCAUCUUUUUUUAAAAUACCCAAUGCAAGGGCGCUUUCUGGCCAUUCAACGACGCUUGGAGACGCGCUGUUUUUUUUUCGGCUCUUAAAAAAAAAGGAAAUAUAACUACGUAAUCAUUCAGAUCUUUCAAUUUUGUUUUCUUCAUCUGAAACGUAUUACGCAGGCAACAACAUGCAUAUCACGAAA
Messenger RNA from Aplysia californica (California sea hare), 4974 nucleotides. Its product is annotated as protocadherin-17. Gene Ontology annotation, molecular function: calcium ion binding; cadherin binding. The record is from RefSeq and is a predicted model, not a curated record. Gene Ontology annotation, biological process: homophilic cell-cell adhesion. NCBI's taxonomy places the organism in Eukaryota, Metazoa, Mollusca, Gastropoda, Aplysiida, Aplysiidae. Gene Ontology annotation, cellular component: plasma membrane; catenin complex.